Nymphaea colorata (pocket water lily) is the source of this 793-nucleotide messenger RNA. RefSeq lists its product as uncharacterized. The record is from RefSeq and is a predicted model, not a curated record. NCBI's taxonomy places the organism in Eukaryota, Viridiplantae, Streptophyta, Magnoliopsida, Nymphaeales, Nymphaeaceae. The transcript has 2 exons. The coding region runs from base 152 to 535 and encodes 127 amino acids.
UUAAUGCUCAAGCGUUUCUCGCUGGACUUCGUUUUCCCGCUCUCGGAACACAAUUCCUAGACAACUAUUUCUUGUUGAUUCUUCCCUGUAAUUCCUCGUUUGGAGGAAGAAGAAGAAGAAGGGAUUGUGUUAUUGGCCUGCAACUGCAAGGAUGUGCCCUGAAGGCGUCGGAUUCGUGGCGGUCAUGGCGGUCUCCGGCAGCAUCCUCUACGCCGCCCUCAGGGCGCACCGGCAGCUCGUCUCCGACUUCAAGAAGCGGAUAGAGUUUGAGUUCAGCGUUGAGAGUUCGCCAGAGCACGGAGAGCCCGUGAAGAAGAGGGUGACCUUCGCGGACGACACCGCCGACCCUUGUUCCGAUGGCAAGGAGUACAGGAAGAGAAGGUCGACGGUGGGAAAGCGGCGGGGCCGCAGGGCGAGGAACGAGGAAGAAUCCGGCGAUCGGCCGGUGGAGAUUCCGGCAGAUAUGCCGCCGAACAGGAUGGCGUUGUAUAGGGGGCUCAGAGAAGAGAGAGCCGUGAGGGAGACGAUCCAUUGACGCAUCCAAAUUCACCCCGUAAGCAACAUCACAUCUCCUUUUCUCCAUUUUUUUUUCUCUUUUCGAAAUUUCGACCUUGAAAUGUCUAGUAGAAAUCUGCAGAAACAUGUCGAUGGCGGCUCUAUGAAUUUGAAUCUUUUGUUUGUCCAAAAUUCAAAGAGCUUGUUUGGAAAUUGGAAUGCUGGGAUUGAUCGUCGGUCAUACUCGCUGUAUUUCUUGGGAAACAUAUCCUCUUUCAAAGUAUAUGAUUCAAAAGCA